CAGCACAACUAGUUCAACACUUCUUGUUCAAACCAAAUACCACAUCCAAUUGAAAGUAGUUCCACCUCAUCACAAGACUAUGAGAAAGAGGUGAGGUGAAGAGGGAAUGGGUUCCGAGAUCAUAUCAGUUCAUAUAAAUAUCAUAUCAAGCUUAUAUUGGAAGGGAAACACCAAAUUCAGAAAAUAAAUCUAUCCCAAAGACAUUGAAACUCAAUAGGAAAGUGAUUAACCAUAAAGCAUCACUCCUAUUGCAACCAUUCCAUUACCAUCAUCCAUUAGCAAAUAUAACAAGGAAGAGAAAAAUGGGUAAGGGUGAGACAAAUAUCACCAAACCAUACCUGAUGUACACAAAAUCUGAGUCCUUUGGGUCGAAUGACAAUAUCUGAGUUUCUUUAUUGAACCUGAUACCUGCUAUCUCCCUUUUUAGAUUUAUCCUCCACGUUAUCCUGAAUUUUAACCUCUACCUCAAGUUCCACUUGCUCGAAGAAACACCUUGGUCACUCCUGCUAAGAACCCAUAUUUCAAUGCCUCACUUCUUCCUCGCCCCAUAUUGCACAAGUCCAUCAAAACUCCUCUAGAACACGUUCAUCGUAAAAAUAUAAAACUGGUUAAGUGAUGUUAUAUAACAAAAAAUAUAACCCAUUGUCCGCGAGUCGUGCAAAUUCUCUCGGAAGUCUUCGAACUUCACGUUCACAUGUAAAUCUUCACGGUCUCCCGCCUGUGAGAAUCUCUUAUUAGCCGUAACUUUUGCCUUUCCAUUUCGAUUCGUUUUCGCCCUCUUUCGUUCAACUUUCUCUCCCGAGGUAAAUUCCACCUUGAUUGCUCCAGUAAUUCUCGGGGAAAUACCACUUUGGUGGUGGUGGAUACCACUAGUGGUUGGAUAAGCCAUGAGAAUCCAUGAUUCAGAUCUGCACCAACAAAAAUAAAAACACACAAGUGAAAAGCAAGGGUGGAAAAGAAAAAUAAUAGAAAGAAAAGCUAAAUUAACAAACUUCUGCCUUUCCUAAUAAUCUAUAAAGUCCCCGACAACAGCGCCAAAAACUUGACUCGCUAAAACACAACUCCUAACAAUGGCCAAGGGUAACCAAUGAAAGGGACUACAGUAUAGUGGUACAUGUAAUAAAUAUCGAAUCCACGGGUCUCUAGAAUUACUAUUACUCAGCUUCGGUUCAUUAUCUAGAAAACUAGAUUAAAAUAGAAGAACUAUAACUACUCUAAUAAACUACAGUUAAAGUUAAUCUAAUUACCGGUUGGGAACUCAGUUAGGUAUGAUUCCCCCUAGCCACUAGCCAGAUUAAUGAUUAACGAUCUCUAACUUGUUUCAGUUUCCACUCACAAUGCGGAGAAUAUCAACUAGACCUUGAAUCUCGACUAAAGGAACAAGGCCCUCUUAAGUCGAUUACCUAGAGGGACGUAUCCUUCUCUAGAACAACCGAUCAAGGCGUUCUGAACUAGAUUCCCUCUAUCGAAUGAGAUUCUCAAUCGAUACAAAUUAGUGAAUCGACCCUCGAUUAAAGAAAUCUAUCCAAUACUAUCAAUCUAUGGUGCUCUAUUGACCAAAUCAGGUAUUCUCUCUCAUAGGAUCAACGCACAAUCAAUAAUCUUGACUAAAACAUAAUUGAAACAUGAAACAUGCUUAGAUUGAAUAUGAACUCAAGAUUAUCAAGUAAGAGUACUCAUACAAUCAUCCAAUCAAACAAACAUAGCUAGGGUUCCUCAAAACCUUAAGUGAAGGGAAGUUACUCCAUAUAGAAGAGAGAGACUGCAGUAAGAAUCUUUAGAUGCUCAGUCUUUAAGUCUGGGCUUGUUCCUGGAGCUUCCAAGGUUAAGUAAUCCUCCAAUUCCACUCCAAGAUUGCCCUCAAAUCGCCCUCUCUCUCUUUGGUUUAUCGCUUGGGUGUUUAGGAUAAAAACCCAGCUCUCUCCCUCGAAAAAUGCACAAAACAGGAUUUUAUACCCGCUUCUGGAAGUUACCCCGUCAUAUUACCUGGUCGGGUAUUUUUGCCGGAUAUCAUCAAGACGCUCCGGGUCACUUUUCUGGGCAAAAGGAGACAUACCCGGUCGGGUAAUUUUGGUUCACGACCGGGGGUCAUCUGAUUUCUUAUCAGAAUACCCUAUAAGAUGCUCAAAAUACAUUAUCGAGUAUUUUGACCAAACUGACCAGGUAUCUUAUAAUUUCGGGCCCACUGUCUUUGAUUCUUCGUUUCUCCGUCGUUCGGACUGCAAAUCAAGUGUCGUUUGAUCCCAGACGCCGGUAGUAUCGUCCUCUUUCUUCUCAUGAUAAGCUUACAUGAUUAUCUGGCCACAAAAUGAGGUAGAAAUCCAUUCUUCUUCAAGUCAUGCCCGAGUUUCUUUCCCCGAGUCGCCAAUUGAUCUCUGAUUUACUUGAAACUUGCGUCUAUGCUUCACUUUAUGUGCUACGACCUGAAAUGAGACAAAGAAGCACAACCUAGCAUAAAAUAGGGCAAAGAAGCGAUAAUGCAAGCUUAAAUGAUUGAGAAUCAAAGGUGAAAACAUGUGCAAGUAUCAAGUCAUCAGGGAUCCUAGUGAAGCAUCAAAUUUAUUGCAUAUGACUUCCAGUAUGAAUGAGUUCGGGGGUUGGAUUGAAGGCAUGAAGCUGAGUGAGCAUAAGAUUGUGGAAGCCUGGUUUACUUGGUGGAAUAAGCAGAGGGGAACCGAAUUGCUGAUAGGCUGGAUAGGAUUCUUAUAAAUGAGUCCUGGUUAAGUACAUUCACUAUAAGCACAACUACUAUUGUCACAACCGUCCCUCCGGGGGUCGGGUCGCGUUCGCUUUUGGAGUCGCCAUCGAUCUUACUUGGAGUGGAUCGAACACUCUUCGGUCAGCUCUAAACUUAGGGUUAGAACCGAGACAUGGUCUGCGAUUAAGGGAUAUGCGUCCAGGAGUACGGUUACGUGUGGGAAGUUAUGCAACACCCCCACAACGCCCUAAAUCAGCACUGCUUAAGUUGAUAAGUUUAUAUGAGUUGGGUGUUUUUAAUAAUUAUUGGUGUUUGUAUGGUCCUAUUGGACCGCUAAAGAAUUUUAUCGUAUUAGUUUAUGGUUUUAUUAUAUGCCAACUGACGUUCGUUUAAAGAUAAAAUUUGUUAGUUAGUUGGACUCAAACCUUAUCGGUUGCUUACGUACCCGUAACACGGGAUCAUAGUCCACGUAGUUCGUUUAAAAUUUUGACAAUUUUAAAUGUAAAUAUUACCACGUUCCAUUUACCGUGGUGUUCGUAAUAUGCAUUUUUUUUAGAAAAUAUAAAAGUGAUACUAUGAAUUUUAGUCAUUAAGUAAAGAGUUGAUGUGUUAGAAAAGAAAUAGGAUUAACCUAAUACGCAUUCAAUAUUUCAUACUAAACAACAAAGUUGAACGGAAUGAUUACAUUUACACAUGAUGGGCCAGUAGCCGAAUUGGUUAAGUCACUAUUUGGAGUAUGCACUUAUCCCGAGGAUGAGGGUUUGAAACUAGUCAUUACAAUUUUUUUUUUCUCAUCAUUUUAGUGUAGAGACGGGGGGAGGGUAAUUUCGUAACUCCUCAAAAACAUGGUGGCAAGGUCAUGUAAAUUUUAAGAAAUCCUAGGGGAGACUAAGUCAUUUUAAUGAGAAGGGUAUAUAACAAUCUCUAACAAAACCCUAAUUCAGCCUAACCCUAUAGCCAAAGCGGCCGCCCUCUUACUUCAUCUCCUCCCCCUCUCACCCUUCUAUCUCUCUAUCAUCUCACCUUCAUCGAACCAAGAAACCCUCUGGUUUCUUCCUCCACAACCGCCUCCCUUACCCAUUUCCUUCCCCUCGGGUUCUGUCCGUCUCUCUAAACCGAGAGGGAAGACAGUACAAACCUUCCCCUCUACUAGGUCCUACUUCUCUCCCUCUCAUUGUUUUUUCUGUUUUGCAUGUACGAUUUCUACUAUUUUCAGAUUUGAUUUUAAUUUUCGAGAUUCUAAUCUUUUUUCCUUAUUUAUUUUUCGAGAUCAGCUCGAAACCGAGGUGGGAGUCUCGCCUUUCUAGUCGGAACCGCGGCGGCAAGGAGAGGAUCUUACCCUCUGGUAAGAUUUUUUGUACAUGCACACUUUAUUUUGAUUUUGGGGAUCAGACUUUGAUUUGGGUAUUUUUUUUUAUAUUUUAAUUAUCAAUGAGGCGAGGACGGUGUCGGCGAGAGGCCUACCGGCGACGAGCCUGACGGUUGAGACGAGGUGGCGAACUCACCGAUGUUUCCCUCCGUUCAAGGUGGGUCUUCUUCUUUGUUCUUUUUACCUGGGUUCUGAUUUACUACUGCUACUAUCUUUUAGAGUCUGAUUUUAUUAUUAUUUUUGCAGACCUUUAAGACUCGAAAAGGCAGUAGGUGAUAUCCUCUUAACUCAGGAUUUCUUUGCGUGAUCUUUUUUGGAGUCUAGGGUUUAAUUUCGGUUUAUGGAUCUGCUUAUGUGUCCAGAUCCUAGAUUUGGGUCGAACUCCUUGAUUGUUAUCUACCUAAAAUGUUUUAUUGGGAUGUGUUUAGAAAAAAGUUACUGGUUUUGUUAAAUUUUCACUUUCUAAAAUGAAUCUAUAGUAAACUCAAAGCCAUAGCCACUGCUUAUGACCAUCCUGUUGAUGGGAAGCUUCAAUAUGAAUUUAAGCCAUAGCCACUACUCAUGACCAUCAGAUUGAUGGGAAGCUUACCUCUAAAAUUGGGAUUUGGUUAUUUGAUUUAUUUAAAAAAUGAUAUGAAUUGGUAAGAUCUGAAAUUUUCAAUAGCAUCUGGGCUUUUGUGGUGUUAGGCAUGCGGAAACAUAACAACUAAAAAGAGAACUUUGUAAAUACCAAAAGGUGGUAAUUGGGUCGAAAGGAGGUGCCCUCAAACACAAAAAGAGCUAUUUUAAAAUAUUCUUCCAAGUGGUAAUGCGGAAAAAGCUGAAGACACUAAACAGGGAAGCUUAUUCAGACAUAUCAACAAGGGCUAGAGAAUUGGAAACCCAAUUGGAGGAACUACAAAUGGAGCUUCUUGCAAGUCCUAGUGCUGAGUUAGUUGAAGCAGAGGGGGAAUUGGCACAGAAAUGUUUUGAAGUGAGGAAAGCUGAAGAAAGUUUCUAUAAUCAAAAGGCUCGUACUCAAGGGGUGCAAGAAGGUGAUAUGAAUACUGCAUAUUUCCACAGAACAGAGAAGAUUCACACUCAUAAACAGCAGAUCACUCAGCCUAAUAUAAAGGAAAUGGGUAGAGUUGCGGUGGAUUUCUAUAGGUAGCUUAUUGGUGAAGUUAACAAAGACGUUAUCCCUCAGCCUAGCAUUUUUUAUCAGCAGCUUUCUCUUAGUAAGUUGUCUCCUGAGAAUAUAGAAUCAGUGCUGGCCUAAAUGGAGGUGUAUGUGGUCUUUUUGAAAUGAAGCGUGGAUUGAGGCUAGGGGACCCUUUGUCCCUUAUCUAUUUACUAUGGUCAUGGAAGUGCUUGAUGCCAUGUUGAAACAAGUUGUUCUGCAAAAUCAGAUCCCUUACCACCCUAGAUGCAAACCGUUGGUGAUAACACAUUUGUGUUUCGCUGACGAUUUGCUAGUAUUCACAAAUGGAUCUAUUAGGGGAGUGGCAGGGAUAUGUCGGUUAUUAGAUGUUUUCUAUGUUAUAUCGGGUAUGAGAUGUAAUCUGGAGAAGAGUUCAUUGUUUUCCGGGGGGAUCUCAAAUGAGGAGCAAUAUUUUAUUUCGGAUUGUUCGAAAAUUCCCUUUGGCACCCUCCCGGUCCGAUAUAUAGGAGUUCCAUUGAUCACUGGUAAGUUAUCUCGGGCUGACUGCAAGGUUCUAAUUGAUAAGAUUACCACAAAAAUUAGGAUUUGGAGGACAAAAACUUUGAGUUUUGCGGGUCGGCUGCAACUGAUAACUCUGUAGUGACUAGUGUUAUGCAGUUUUGGAUGAGUAAUUUUUUGCUUCCCCAAUUUGUUCUAAAGGAGGUUGAGUCUCUUUGAAGUAAGUUCCUUUGGGAUAUUGAUGAGACUACAAUUAGGCAGAGAGUUGUGGCUUGGUGGCAAUUUAUUACUAGAACUGAAAAAGAAGGUGGGUUGGGGAUUCGAAAUUUUGUUAUAUGGAAUAAGGCAUAUGUUCUACGUCAUUUUGGGAGAUCCUUGUGGAAGAGGGUUCUCUUUGGGUGGCUUGGAUCCGUCGGUAUAGGGUUAAGUCAGCCUCGAUUUGGGAUGUGAAGGCUACAACUGCUGGAUCAUGGAUUUGGAAGCAAAUUCUGAAGUGUAGGGAAGCUGCUAGGCCUCAUGUGUCCAAUGCAGGGUCGGGCUUAACAUGGGGAGGGGAAGACAUGGUGACUUAUUCUGUUAAAAGAGUUUGGAACUCAUCGCGUCAAUGAGAAGAGGAAGUUCAAUGGUAUAAUCUGGUCUGGGGUAAACAUAGUAUCCCUAGGCAUGGGUUUAUCAUUUCGCUUAUUAUUAAUGAUCGUCUAAAGUUCCAAGAUAAGCUUAUUGCGUGGGGGAAGCAGGUUUCUGGUUUCUGUGUUUUUUGUCCAUGGGGCCGGAGACCUGUUUCCAUUUAUUUGCAGAUUGUUCUUGUGUGCAAUAUGUGCUCAGGGUUUAGCAGGUUUAUGCCCCGCAUGUGCUGAGUGAUUGUGCUGCAACAUUACAGUGGUGCAUAAGGAAGUGGAAAGGAAGCUCUGCUACUGCAGUUCUCAAUAGGAUGAUUUGGAGUGUGGUGCUUAGCCUCAUUUAGCGAGAGCAGUGUUCAAGGUUGUAUGGGGACUCUGCAGCAAAGACCCCUCAGCAGCUAGUUGUAGAUACGAAGGGAAUUGUUCAACUCAGAUGUCAGUUGGAUCAAAACCUACUCAGAUGCUUUGAAUCUAAGGGAUUGGGACAAUAGAUAGAUACAUUUCUCAUAUAGGGUUUCUUUUCCUUUGUUUUUGGAGAGGGAGAGUUGAUAUGUACAGACUGUUGGUUUUGAGAGGCGCCAUGGUGUUUUUCCUAUUGGUUGCCCUUGCUUAAUGCAAUUUUGAUCUAGCCAUACAAAAAAAUAUAAGUUUGAAUGAAAUUUACUAAAUUAUUAACUAAAUUAUUGACGAUCUCAUCAAUUUGCAUUACAAUUUUGUUUUGUAAGCUCGAUUAUUUUGUACAUAACAGUUUAAUAAAAUAUGAUAUUUUUU
Linum trigynum is the source of this 7097-nucleotide messenger RNA. NCBI's taxonomy places the organism in Eukaryota, Viridiplantae, Streptophyta, Magnoliopsida, Malpighiales, Linaceae. The record is from the annotation of a GenBank genome assembly.